Molecule: messenger RNA, 2070 nt
Organism: Colletotrichum karsti
Lineage: Eukaryota; Fungi; Ascomycota; Sordariomycetes; Glomerellales; Glomerellaceae
Product: sulfate permease
Exons: 3
Coding region: 1-2070 (689 amino acids)
Biological process (GO): transmembrane transport
Cellular component (GO): membrane
Molecular function (GO): sulfate transmembrane transporter activity
Source: RefSeq, a predicted model, not a curated record
AUGGUCAACAUCAAAGGAAAAAUCGAAACCGUCAAGGGCGAGUUCGUGACGGACUCCAGUCUAAACCGGGCUCGAGACUUUGUUGUUCAAGGGGCUCCCAAACUCCCAUCUGCUGCGGGUGUCUACCUUCUCGAAAAGGUUCCUAUCGUCCAGUGGCUGCCGAGAUACCAACCAAAAUGGCUCAUCACGGAUUUCAUCGCCGGCCUGACGGUGGGUGUCAUGCUCAUCCCGCAGUCCCUGGCAUACGCCAAGAUCGCAACUAUUCCCAUCGCCAACGGUCUCUACUCAAGUUGGCUGCCAGCCGCGUUCGCCGUGGUCAUGGGCACUUCGAAAGAUCUUUCGACGGGUCCAACCUCCAUUCUGGGUCUCUUAACAGCCGAAAUCGUACACGACCUGAGCGAAGAGGGUUUUGACAUCACCAAGAUUGCCACAUCCGUCUCCCUUUUCGUUGGAAUCUACUCUCUAGUCAUCGGUCUCUUCGGUCUCGGCUUCCUUCUCGACUACGUCUCCUUCCCCGUCCUCACAGGCUUCAUCUCAGCCGCAGCUCUCGUCAUUCUGUUCGGUCAAGUCGGAUCUUUGGUUGGUCUGUCCAACGUGCCAUCUGGGGUCUUCAACGUCAUUGGCAACGUGCUCAGGCGUCUUCCCGACUGGGAUGGUCCAACGUGUGGCGUCGGGCUGGGAACUCUCAUCAUCCUCAUCUCUCUCGAGAAGGUCGGCAAGAAAUGGGGCAAGAGACACUUCGCCAUCAAGCUCGUCGCCAAUUCCCGAGCAGUGAUCGUUCUCGUUCUAUUCACCCUGAUCAGCUACCUCGUCAACCGCGGUCGCGAUAAGGCCGACUACGCGUGGAAGGUCAGCCAAGUCAGUACGCACGGCAUCACGAAGCCUUCCGUUCCCGAGACAAACCUCCUCUCCAAAGUCGCGACGAGAGCUGUUGCCCCUCUUGUUGCCAGUACGCUCGAGCAUUUGGCUGUGGGUAAGGCUUUUGGAAGGAAGAACAACUACCAGAUCGACCAAAGCCAGGAAUUCAACUACCUCGGAGUAGUCAACAUUGUCAACGGUUUCUUCAGCACAAUGCCCGUCGGCGGUGCUAUGUCUCGUACAGCCGUUGCAUCUGAGUGUGGUGUCAAGAGUCCCCUCAAUGGCUUGUUCACCGCCGGCUUUAUCCUCCUGACACUUUACGUCCUUUCACCAGCACUGUACUGGCUCCCUUCCACGACUCUUUCCGCCAUUAUUAUCAUGGCAGUUAUUCAUCUUUUCGGCCCCUUGUCUCUGUUUUACCGCUUCUGGCGCAUCUCCUUCGCCGACUUUGUCGCCUCCAUGGUCUCAUUUUGGGUCACCAUCUUCGUCAGUGCCGAGAUCGGAAUCGGCGCCGCCGUCGCCUGGUCGAUCGCGUGGACGAUGCUGCGCUCGACAUUCGUCAAGCCCAAGAUCCAUUCCAGCUCGGCCGAGAUCACAAACUCUGUCCCUCAACCCAUCACCCGGAUCGUCGGCAGCAACAACGACCGCAACGAAGGCACCGAGAACCGUACCGAAAAUGCCGGUAUCUCCAUCCCCGGCGACACCAUCGUCGUCGACUUCAACGACGCCGUCUUCUUCCCCAACGCCGAGCGGGCCAAGAUCGCGACCCUGGAGGCCAUAAAGCUGGUGUACCCCCGCGUCGAGAGCAGUCUCAGCCAGGACGACCGCGAGAGGCACUGGAGCGUCGCGGCAGAGAAGCGGCUCGAGCGGUUGCGCGCGCAGCGGCAGCUUCGGCUCAAGGAGACGCCGCUUGCCGUUGUCGUUUGGGACUUCACCAUGGUGCCGUUCAUUGAUACUUCUGGUAUUCUGACGCUGAAGGAGCUCAAGGACGAGAUUCGGAUGCAUUCUGGCAAGACGGUACAGAUUCGCAUGAUUGGUAUGUCGGACAAGGUGCGGAACAGGUUCUUGAGGGCCAAGUGGAAGCUGGUGGACUUGGAAGAGUGGCGGGAGGAGGAUGCCGACUUGGUCUACCCAUCCAUGGAGACGGCUAUUUGGGACCGCGAUGGCGACUCGGGUGCGGAUGCAUCGAGUGAGAAGAAAGGCUUGGCUUGA